AUGCUCCGUGAGGUAAGUACGAAGUAUGAACCACUUAAUUACAGUAACCUCGGUACCAGUGCUUCCUGCACAUGGCGUGUGAAAGGAUGGAAUCAAGUGAUAGCCGUGGGCUCUGCCUACCCUGGGCACCUGAUGGGAAGUGAUUACCACCGUCCAUGGACUAGCCAAGCGCCUAUAAUGCGUCAAAAUCAGAGGAGAAGAUUUGAGCGUCGCACCAUAAUAGCAGCAAGUGUUGGUGUGUUACUGGUAGCAGUUCUAUCCGCAGACUCAGACUCCGGGGCAUAUCUGGACCACGUCCUUCAACAAUAUCGAGAGGAAACCGUGAACGAUGGAGAAAGACGUAAUAUUGAAGAGAUGAAAGCUACUUUAAAACCCAGGCCUAAAGGAUUCAAAAGCCCAAAAAAUUGGACCACGGACUCUGCGCUCCGUCUAAUGUAUCUAGUACAGGAAAAUAAGGUGACGGAUUCGGUGCAGCAGGACUUGAGGAAAAUACUUACUUCUGCGCAUAGCACUAGACCUGCGAAUAAUUCGAUGAAGUUCCGCGGGACGGAGGAGCAAGCAUCGCCAAUACAAUCUCUUCUUCAGUUUGACAAUCACUUGCAGGCGGAUCUGCCGAGCGCCAGGGUCGACCGCAAGACGUGCAUGUCAACGGAGACUCCUACAGUAACAGGCGGUAGAUCUGAAAGGCCUGGAGGUUCUGGCGGUUCUGUUCGAUCUGGCGGUGGCGGCAAGGGCGAAGUUUCAGGUGGUAUACCUGGAAGUCCACGCGGUUCUGGCGGUAGACGUGGAAGGCCUGGUGGUUCUGGCGGCAGACGUGUCAGACAUAGGCGUCCCAGACGUUCUUCUUCAGAAUAUUAUGAUGAUUACGAUUAUGGUAGUCCUGAAAUGCCUGGAGAUUCUGGUGGUAGACCUUCGAAACCUGGACGUAAUGGUGGUUCUUCUUCAGAAUAUUAUGAUGAUGAUUACGAUUAUGGUAGUCCUGAAAGGCCUGGAGGUUCUGGUGGUAGACCUGAGCGUUCUGGUAGUUCUGGUGGUAGUCCUGGAAAACCUGGCAAGCCUGGUGGUUCUGGCGGUAGUCCUCUUAAAUCUAGCAAGCUUGGUGAUGCAUCUUCAGAAUAUUAUGAUGAUUACGAUUAUAGUAGUCCUGGAAGACCUGGUGGUUCUGGUGGUAGACCUAGGAAACUUGGGCGUCCUGGUGGUUCUGGUGGCAGUCCUGGGAGACCUGGACGUACUGGUGGUUCUCGCAGUAGGCCUUGGCGACCUUUACGUCCUGGAGGUUCUGACAAUAGACCUAAAAAGCCUGCCGGUCAUUCUUCUUUUGAAUAUUAUGAUGAUUAUGAUUAUAGUAGUCCUGAAAAGCCUGGUUCUGGUAGUAGACCUAGGAGACCUGGACGUUCCGGUCCUGAUAAAUUGCCUAGGCAAAGGUGGUGA
Molecule: messenger RNA, 1431 nt
Organism: Arctia plantaginis
Lineage: Eukaryota; Metazoa; Arthropoda; Insecta; Lepidoptera; Erebidae
Source: the annotation of a GenBank genome assembly